Molecule: messenger RNA, 288 nt
Organism: Leishmania braziliensis MHOM/BR/75/M2904
Lineage: Eukaryota; Euglenozoa; Kinetoplastea; Trypanosomatida; Trypanosomatidae
Exons: 1
Coding region: 1-288 (95 amino acids)
Source: RefSeq, a predicted model, not a curated record
AUGUCUGCGCCGCUAACCAAAAAGGAGGUAAAGCAAGAGGAGGGCAAGUACAGCGACACUGCCGCUACGCAGGAGUCGAAGCACGACAUCUUCGCCACCCAGGACACUUUUGGCGACCUCGCGCAGGACGAGAAGGAAGGCACCUUGUAUGUCUGUGGUAACUGUACGGCGCAGCUCUACUUCAAGCCAGACUCGCGCCUCCUGUGUCCCAUCUGCUCGCACAUCACCGGUGUCUCGACUGUCUUCUACAAGAUCCGUACCGAGCCUACCAUGUACGAUACAAUCUGA